Molecule: messenger RNA, 2288 nt
Organism: Durio zibethinus
Lineage: Eukaryota; Viridiplantae; Streptophyta; Magnoliopsida; Malvales; Malvaceae
Product: FCS-Like Zinc finger 10-like
Source: RefSeq, a predicted model, not a curated record
AGAGAGAGAGAGAGAGAAGAGAGAGAAGUAUAUCAGAAGCCUAAGUGGUUCACUGUUUCUCUGAUUUUGAUGCAUUGCAGAAGCAAAAAAAAUAGUAACUAAAAAGUUUUAAUAGAAAAAAACAAAAAAAAUGGCGGAAAAAAAUUAUAUAGAGAUAGAUCAUGUUUUUGCUAAGCCAAAGUAGAAUCUCUACCUCUUCUGCAUUUUGGGAUUUUCUUUUGUUCUCUCUCACCUUUCAAGUUUUAACAGAGGAAAACCAGUAAGGAAUUGCUGGUUUUCUUGCUAGAAGAUUUAGGUUUAUAGAUAAUGCAGUGUAAGACAACAUACUUCAUAGGCAAGUACAAUGGAUGAUAAUCUGAUGGCUGACCCUAAUUCGGAGUCCUUUUUUCAGCCUGAUACAUUGGGUUUAAGGCAUAUUGGCAGCUCACUUUUCAAUAUUCCUGGUUUCCUUGUUGGAUUUAGCACUAAGGGUUCUUCAGAUUCUGAUAUGGUAUGGAGCCCUACAUCUCCUCUUGAUUUGAGAGUUUUUACAAAUUUUAGCAACCCAUUUAGUGUUAGGUCUCCUAGAUCAUCAUCCCAAAGUGGUUAUCUGAAGAAGUGGGAUUGCGAUAAGAUAGGUUUGGGCAUUGUGAAUUUGCUGGCUGAUGAAAUUAAACCAGAUGGUGAUGAUCUUGAUUCUCCAAAGAGGAAGAAUAUAAUAUUUGGACCACAGGUGAAGACUAAAUUUCCAUAUUCUUCAAGGUAUUCCCAUGAAUUCCUCAGUAAUUCUAUGAAAUCCAAUUCUUUGCCUAGGAAUUAUAUAAUUUCACCACUUUUCCAAGCCAGAAAACCCAACACCAAAUCAGAGUAUUCUAGUCUUGUCAUUGGAAAUGAGGAAGAGCUAUUAGAACAGAAACCAGAUUCCCAGCUUUCCCCUUCUUUUAUUGCCUCUACCCGAAAUUCCAAUUUGAGUUCCAGAAGUUUUUGUUCAGAAAAUGGAACCAUCAGCAUUAAUAGUUCACCUCUGCCAAUUGGCAGAGCUUUGCAAGUAGAUAAUUCUUUGGUAAGUAAACCAAGUUCACUUCCUGUACUCAUUGGCCAUAGCAUGGGAUCUCUCUCUGCGCACGAGAUAGAGCUUUCUGAGGAUUAUACUUGUAUAAUUUCUCAUGGUCCAAACCCCAAAACAACUCACAUUUUUGGUGACUGUAUUUUGGAAUGUCACAAAAAUGAGUUGACCAAUUUUGACAAAAAGACAGAACUGGGAACAAAAGUGCCUCAACAGGGUAAGAGCACAGAGGCUUCAAACGCUUACCCCUCUGAUGAAUUUUUGAGCUUCUGUUACUCUUGCAAGAAAAAGCUAGAGAAGGAUAAAGACAUUUACAUUUACAGAGGUGAAAAGGCAUUUUGCAGUUUUGAUUGCCGCUCUGAGGAGAUUUUCGCAGAGGAGGAAAUGGACAAAACCUGUAAUAAUUCCUCCAAUGGUUCUCCUGAGCAGAGUGAUGAUGAAGAUAUCUUCGUAAUGGGUAUGCCCAUUAACAUGUAAUGGGCUAUAACUAUGAUUGCUUUUUGCAGGCUUCCAUGCUAAGACUGAUAAAAUUGCUGCAAAGUUUAAUUCCUGGAUCAUCUGUUCAUAAAGAGCUGUUUAUGUGAAUCUGUUUGCAGCCAUGGACGAUGGCAGCAUAAAUCGUGAGUCAUGGAUAGCACAGCAUAGAGUUUGAUUCAUAGUCCGGAGACAGAUAUAAUAUUAGACUGUUGUUGCACUAUAAUUUUGAUUAGAUGAGUUAGUAGUGGCCAGAAGCCCAAUCUCAUCGGUUUUCCUUUUUAUAUAUUUUAUUGUCAUUGCUCUGGUGUGAGCUGUAGUAGAAGCCUCUUGAACCUGAAGAACUCAUUGUUGAAUCUUGAACAAAUGUGGCGUUAUUGAAUGCAUUCUCUUUCAGAUAAUUCUUUUUAGCCUGCAGUUAUCUUUCCUGUUCUUUGGCAAUAUAUGACAACAAAAUGGAGAUUAAUCUUAUUUUUCUGCCAUGGGUUCUAGUUUAUUAUGAAUGUUAGUGGGUAUAAUCUGUUUGUGAUUUAGUGAUGUCAAUUUCUUGCAAAUUUGGAUGCAUAUGGUUGACUGGUAAUGCUGAAGAACAUUGUCAGACUGAAUGCAUCCCCCUUCCGACAACCAAUAAUUUGUGUGUCAAUGCUCGGACCAGCUAUGCUUUUUGUCCAUUCUGCUGCAUGGAAGAUACACUUGACAUCUUCCAUUCAUCUUGCUUGAAGAUUAGUGUUAAAUUUUUGCAUAGAAGUUUGAUAUAUAUAUUUUUUCC